UCUCUCUCUCUCUCUCUCUCUCUCUCUCUCUCUCUCUCUCUGUAUCUUCAAUCGCGUUUUUUAUACCCCACGAAUCCUUCUUUAACCCUAGUUGAUCACUCCUCUCGGAUCUAAUCCGAGUAUUUUGUAGUUGUUAUUAUGGAUUCUAGUCGUCGCCGGGAUCCAAUUGUAGAUUUCGAUCUUUUGCUGUGUCGUUUUGCUCUUUUUGAUUGUGAUUCCUGUGAGAUCUGUAGUCAAUUUAGUGUCUUUGAUGCUUUGUUAGGUAUAGGAGCUUUAUUAUGAAUCUAAUUGUUGUAAGUGUUUCGAAUUAUUAGCAAUUCGCUGUUUUUUUUUUGUUUUGCUUUUUGGUGACUAAAUGAUGCGCGUUCGAGAAUGCUGUUGUUGUUCUUCAGUAAUUAGUGUUUUUAAUGCGUGGAAUAUUCUACUUUGGGGAAUCUUGUGUAGAUUGGAGAAGGGAGACGUGGGCAUCACUUUAGUGUGGCGAUUUACAAAGGGAUCUUAUUCCCUUCUAGUGGUAAGAAAUUCGCAAGAAAAAAAAAGUGCUUUUUUUGUGCUUUAGAGGAGUAAAGUGUUGCUUUAGUUGAUUCUACUCUAUGCUUUAACUUUUCCUUUUGCUGGGUUGCGCCUUUUGAGUUUGUUAUGGUCGCUUUAUGUGCUGUAGUAACUCGCAUUUACUUGGUUUGCUGGGAAAAACUAGUAGGAAAGGAAGAGUGUUUUUCUAUAUUUUGUUGAUUGUAAUCUCUACAGCUAUAUUCUUGGAGUUAUGUCUCAAUUCUAUAGCUGUGAUGGGGAAGUGUAAUAUUUAGGAUCAUGUUUGGAAGGCUUCAUCGUCUUUCAAGGUGCUUCACGUAGAAGAUGUUGGAGCUUAGAGAUGGAAGAGGUAAGUAGGAUAGAUAUGAGCGAACACAAUAUGAGUAGAUUGGAUAAUGUAAACAGCAGAAAAUUUUGCAUAAUCGCCUUCUCCGUUUUAUUUGUUACGCUAUUAUCUCAAGUGAAAUCUCUCCUUGAUACCCUGAUUUCUCUUUCUUUGUCUGGUUAUUCAAGAAUUUCUAAUAGUAUUUCAAGCUACUUUGCUGUGAUUCCCAUUAGAUAAGGACUAGGUUUGUCUGAAGGUUUGUACUUUGUAGAGAUGAAAUUAUGUUCCAGGGGGAACCAGAAAUUGGUGCUGUGCGCUGUACUAAUUUACUUUCUUAGUAACCUUUCAAACAUAUUGCGACUGAUCAUUUUGCGAAUUUGGUCUAAAGUUAUUAGGAUAUAACUUUUCUAAUCGGAAAUUUAGCAGGUAAAAAGUUUUGCAUAACAGAAUGCUUCGUGAGGGUAUUGUUUCUAGACAUGUAGUCAUUAAGUUGCUUACCAAAAGAAUUAUUGUACAGGUGCUUUCAUUUGCUAGCUCUUCGACUUAGCGCCGUCUUUUUAUAUGCAAGGUUUUCCCAUUAUGUAAUUUGAAAUUUAAGGUUUAUUCAAUCUCAAGAAUGGAUGGUUCAAUGGUAUCAAGCUUUUGGGGCCCAGUUACAUCCACGAUUGAGUUGUGUGAGGAGAACUAUGCACGUUCCUCGUAUAUUGCAGAAUUUUAUAAUACCCUAUCAAAUAUUCCUUGCAUUAUUCUGGCACUAGUUGGCCUUAUAAAUGCCCUGCGGCAACGAUUUGAGAAGCGGUUUAGCGUCCUUCAUAUAUCCAAUAUGAUACUCGCAACUGGGAGCAUGAUAUUCCACGCCACAUUACAACAUGUACUACAGCAAAGUGAUGAGACACCAAUGGUAUGGGAAAUGCUAUUAUACAUAUACGUACUUUACUCACCGGAUUGGCACUAUAGAAGCACCAUGCCCACUUUCCUCUUCCUUUACGGCGCUGCCUUUGCAGUCGCCCAUGCUCUAUUCCAUUUCCGAAUAGUAUUCAAAUUACACUACAUCGCCUUGUGCCUUCUCUGCAUUCCGCGCAUGUACAAGUACUACAUACAAACCAGAGACGCAGCCGCAAAGAGGCUCGCCAAGCUCUAUGUGGCGACAAUAAGUCUUGGAACUCUAUUUUGGUUAUUCGAUCGCAUAUGUUGCAAGAAAUUCUCUAAAUGGUACUUUAACCCGCAAGGCCAUGCAUGGUGGCAUGUUUUGAUGGGCUUCAACUCAUACUUUGCGAACACUUUUCUCAUGUUUUGUCGGGCUCAGCAACUCGGAUGGGAGCCCAAGGUAGUAUAUCUUUUUGGGAUCUUCCCUUAUGUUAAGGUUCAUAAGCCAAAGAAGCAGGAGUGAGGAGGAAAAUGCGCUUGCGAGAAAAAACACUUCAUCAUAAGCUGUUUCAGAUGAUGGUUAUCUUCUGUUUAAUCUCGAAGCGUGAAAGCGGAUACAUUUUGUAUGUGGAUGGUCGAGUGAUGCUGACAAUUAAGGGGUUUUUUUUUUUUUCCUUUUUUAAACUGAUUUCUUACUAGUUUUUGAGUAGAACAAACUUGCAGUUGCAGUGUACCAUAAUUUUUUCAAUCUGUGGAGAUGAGCUGGACUCUCGACCUUUCUAUUUUUUUUUUUUUUUGGUUUUUCGCACGAUAAUCUUUUGGUUGUAGAUCUGGUAUUGAAUUGAUCUCUUUAUAUUCACUGAAUCUGAUAAAACCAUUGAUUGAUCUCUUUA
Messenger RNA from Ananas comosus (pineapple), 2616 nucleotides. RefSeq names its product alkaline ceramidase 3-like. The record is from RefSeq and is a predicted model, not a curated record. Gene Ontology annotation, molecular function: hydrolase activity, acting on carbon-nitrogen (but not peptide) bonds, in linear amides. Bases 1473 to 2246 code for a protein of 257 amino acids. Gene Ontology annotation, cellular component: membrane. Lineage: Eukaryota; Viridiplantae; Streptophyta; Magnoliopsida; Poales; Bromeliaceae. Gene Ontology annotation, biological process: response to salt stress; defense response to other organism; autophagy. The transcript is spliced from 2 exons.